AUGUUGAGUAGCAAGCGACUGGGGCUGUACGGGCUGACCCUCACCCUGUCCCUGCUCGUGUGCCUGGGAGCACUGGUGGAGGCUUACCCCUCCAAGCCUGACAACCCGGGAGAGGACGCGCCGGCGGAAGACGUGGCCAAAUACUACUCGGCGCUGCGGCACUACAUCAACCUCAUCACCAGGCAGAGAUAUGGAAAACGGUCCAGCCCUGAUGCACUGAUUUCAGACCUCUUGAUGAAAGAAAGCACGGAAAACAUACCCAGAACUAGGAUGGAAGACCCUUCUAUGUGGUGAUGGAAAAUGAAACCAGAUCUCCAACCCUAUUUCAUCCUGUGAAGCUAGAGUCUGCUGACCCUCCUAAUGCAUGCGGCCACUGUGCUCCACCCUGCAGUCUCCCUAUGUUGUCCUUGUAUUUAUGUGCAUUUAAAUAAAGUUCCAUGCAUUCAAAA
Molecule: messenger RNA, 449 nt
Organism: Sorex fumeus (smoky shrew)
Lineage: Eukaryota; Metazoa; Chordata; Mammalia; Eulipotyphla; Soricidae
Gene: NPY
Product: neuropeptide Y
Exons: 3
Coding region: 1-294 (97 amino acids)
Biological process (GO): feeding behavior; neuropeptide signaling pathway
Cellular component (GO): extracellular region
Molecular function (GO): neuropeptide hormone activity; neuropeptide Y receptor binding
Source: RefSeq, a predicted model, not a curated record